AUGAACAAUAGCAAUAAUCUAACUACAACUGCUACGACAGUUUCUCAGCUAUUACAUGGAUUAGAACAUGAUGAAUCGGUUAGUUCAGCUUCUGCAGCUGUUGAUGAUGUUUCGAGUAUAAUGAGAAAUCCAUGGGAUCCAUUCCAUUGUGCCGAUUGGGAUAUGCAACAGCCAAGUGCAACUUGUAUAGCACGAAUAAAACGAGAUAUAUGGAGUGUAUUCAAAGAUCCUCCACCGGGCAUGUUUAUUGCACCGGAUGCUGAUAAUAUUACUAAAAUUCAUGCCCUGAUUGUUGGUCCAUUUGAUACGCCAUAUGAAGGUGGAUUUUUCUAUUUCCUCAUCCGUUGUCCUCCUGAUUAUCCUAUUCGAGCACCUCGUUGUCGUUUAAUGACUACAGGAAAUAAUACAGUUCGUUUUAAUCCAAAUCUUUAUCGUAACGGUAAAGUUUGUCUAUCCAUUCUUGGAACAUGGAGUGGUCCGUCAUGGUCUCCAGCUCAAUGUAUAUCAUCUCUACUUAUAUCUAUUCAAUCAUUAAUGUCGGAAAAACCAUAUCAUAAUGAACCCGGUUUCGAACAUGAACGUACAUCAGGUGAUUCAAAAACUUACAAUGAAAUAAUAAAGCAUGAAACAUUACGUGUUGCUGUAUGUGAAAUGCUUGAAAAUGAAUCAUCAUGUCCGAAACAAUUACGUGAAGUAAUGAUCAAACAAUUUUUUGAUUUUUAUGAUUAUUAUACAGAAGUUUGCAUAGAAAAUUCAAAUAAAGAUGGACAAAAAAUGACGGAUCCAUUUGGUGAUCGUCGUGGUCAAUUUGAAUAUGGAACAAUAUUAAAACGUUUAAAAAAAUUAAAAACAGAAUUUGAAUCAUUACAAAAUUUACAUAAUAAUAAUGCAUCUUCAUCACGUUCAUCAACAUCUUCAAUAUCAAAACAUCAACAAAUCGAUGCACGUACUCGAGAAAUAAUGAAUGAUGCUGCUGCAAUUGAUCCAAAUCCAACAUUAACUGAUGCUUCAAAUCUUGAUGAUAUAUUUGAUCAUGAAGAUGAUGAUCCUGAUUCAUCAAUGGAUGAUGAUGAUGACGAUGAAGAUAUUCUCAAUAAUGAACAAGAAAUAACUGUUCCAGUAGAUGAAUCAACUAUUCAAACUACGAAACAGUCAAAAGAAGAAACUGCAAUAUAA
Adineta steineri is the source of this 1176-nucleotide messenger RNA. Lineage: Eukaryota; Metazoa; Rotifera; Eurotatoria; Adinetida; Adinetidae. The record is from the annotation of a GenBank genome assembly.